ACAUCGGGUGAAAAAUUAAAAAUAAAAACAAGAAAACACUAUCCUGUGUGCUUGUGUGUGGUUUGUUGGGCUUUUUUGGCACCCUUUUUUCCCUCUUUAUGUAGUAGUUACAAAUUUCCACUUAGAAUCCACUGUAUUUCUCUCCCUUGAAUCUCUCCUUUACCCUAAACAUAGAAUCUUCAUUUCACUACUUAAACCUCCAUUUCAUGGAAUAGCCUCCAACCCCCUCCUCCCCCCCCCCCCCCCCCCCCCCCCCCCCCCCACACACACACCCCAACAAACCAAACUUGUAAAAUGAGAUAUUUUUGAUAAAGUGUCAUUGAGUGUGUUUCUUGAUUUUGCUUUAAUGGCUAAGAAUAGUUAUGAUUUUGUAGGAGUAGACCUUUUAUGUACAGAAGCAGAAAGUUGUGUUUUUGAUGAUUUUGAUUCAUUGGAUAUAGGUGAAAAGAACGAUGAAAUUACUAGUAAAGAUUUGAGCUUUAUCGAAAAUGGUAGUGGAUCAGAUGGUUUGAUUGAUUUGCCAAUUUUAAGUGAAGAAAGGUUUAGUUUUAUGGUGAAAAAGGAAAUUGAUUUUUUGCCUAAAGAUGAUUAUUUGAAGAGACUGAGAAGUGGUGAUUUGUUUCUGAGUGUGAGAAAAGAGGCUGUUGAUUGGAUUUGGAAGGCUUAUAUGCACUAUGGAUUUAGGGAGAGGACGUUUUGUUUGUCGAUGAAUUACUUGGAUCGGGCUCUGUCUCUAUAUGAAUCGCCUCCAAGUAAAUCUUGGACAGUCCAAUUGUUAGCUGUGGCAUGCCUAUCACUUGCAGCCAAAGUGGAGGAGAUUAGUGUUCCUUUGUUGACUGAAUUACAGGUUGGGGAUCCUAAGUUUCUAUUUGGAGGCAUAUCUAUACAAAGAAUGGAACUUUUGAUACUAAGAACAUUGAAGUGGAGAAUGCAAGCUUAUACACCUUGCACAUUCAUAGAUUAUUUUGUAAGAAAGAUGAAUGAUGAUCAAAUCCCAUCGGGGCAUUUGAUUUCUAAAUCAAUGCAAUUGAUAUUAAGCUCCAUUAGAGGCAUUGAUUUCUUGGAAUUCAGGACUUCUGAAAUUGCAGCAGCAGUGGCAAUAUCUGUUUCAAAGGAAAUGCUAGCAAAAUACAUUGACAAAGCAAUGCCUUGUUACUUCAUACAUGUACAAAAGGAUAGAGUGUUGAAGUGUCUUGAACUGAUUCAAGAUUUGCCAUUGGUUAGUGGGACUAUGCCCACUGCUCAAAGUCCCAAUGGGGUGUUAGAAGCUGCAUGCUUGAACUACAAAAGUGAUGAAAGCACAGUUGGAUCAUGUCCUAAUGCUUCACACAAAAGUUCAGACAAUAAAAGGAGAAAACUUGACACAUCUUUAGAGGAGCGGAAUUGAGAAAAGUUAUGCCAAUCAAUGUUGGCUAAGUGGAAGAAUUUGUAUGGCAUUGCAAAAAAGUCCAUUCAAUGAAGUAAGAGGGAGACGGGUGGGGGAAUCUUAGUAGUUUAGUUGAUUAGUUAUUUGAACUUCCACCUUGUUGGUGAGGGUUCGAUUCCUCACAUUGUAAUUCUCUCCUCCAUUCCCCUUCCCCGACCCCCCAAAAAAAAGAGUUAAAAACAAAAAAAAGAGCGAGACGGGUGGGGUGGGGUGGGGUGCGGUUGGGGUCAUGCUAACUUUUAGCAUGAUAAUGAUCCAAUUUUGAGUUGUCACAACUAUAGUAAUAGGUUGGUGUGAGGGGGAGGAUGGAAUUUUGAGAAUGACUAUCUAUUAAACUUGUUUUAUUAGUUUG
Capsicum annuum is the source of this 1778-nucleotide messenger RNA. Its product is annotated as cyclin-D4-1. The transcript is spliced from 6 exons. NCBI's taxonomy places the organism in Eukaryota, Viridiplantae, Streptophyta, Magnoliopsida, Solanales, Solanaceae. The coding region runs from base 347 to 1387 and encodes 346 amino acids. Gene Ontology annotation, molecular function: cyclin-dependent protein serine/threonine kinase regulator activity. Gene Ontology annotation, cellular component: cytoplasm; cyclin-dependent protein kinase holoenzyme complex; nucleus. Gene Ontology annotation, biological process: regulation of cyclin-dependent protein serine/threonine kinase activity; mitotic cell cycle phase transition. The record is from RefSeq and is a predicted model, not a curated record.